Messenger RNA from Daucus carota subsp. sativus, 1644 nucleotides. RefSeq names its product protein SRC2. Lineage: Eukaryota; Viridiplantae; Streptophyta; Magnoliopsida; Apiales; Apiaceae. The record is from RefSeq and is a predicted model, not a curated record. Gene Ontology annotation, biological process: defense response. Bases 464 to 1351 code for a protein of 295 amino acids. The transcript has a single exon.
CCUAAACAUUCUCCUUGUAAUCUUUGCAGCUUGUAAUGGUUACAAUUUUGACAAAUGUGAAAGAAGUAGCCGGACAAUUUAAGGUUUCGCAUUUUCAAACAAAUAACAGUAGAUGGAUUUGCCCCCAUCCUUAUUCUUACAGUGCAUGACUUGAUGUCUAGUUUGUGCCAUUGUGUUACAUAUUUGUUAAUUCUAUUUUUAGUAAUAUAGUCCAGUUGUAUUUGCUAUAUUCAUCAAAACAAGGCAAAAAUCCUAUUCCGGUGCCUGUUAGAUCAGGUCCCCUCUGUAAUUUCGCAUCUAUUGCCUGUUCUUCCAUCUUUUUCUAGGUCGAUCCUCCUGUAUAGCAUUGAUUUAUAUAUGCAUACAUCCUUGCAUAAACCCAACCCUGAUCUUAAACAAUCUUUAUUUUGUUUUUCCAUAUAUUGAUCAAAAUUCUUCCAUAUAGUGCUCUUUUGAUCAAUUCAUGGAAUACCGAAAUCUAGACAUUACACUAAUCUCCGCCAAAGACAUUAAGAAUGUUAAUCUCAUAUCCAAGAUGGAUGUUUAUGCUCUCGUUUGGAUCGAAGGUGGUGAUCCUAGGGCCGUAAUAAGAACCCCUGUCGACAAAGAAGCUGGCCCUAACCCUACGUGGAACUUUUCAAUGAAGUUCGCCAUUAAUGAAGCUGCAGCUCAGCAGAACCGCUUGACAUUAGUCAUAAGGCUCCGUAGCCAGAGGGAUCUUGGUGAUAGGGACAUAGGAGAUGUCCGUGUUCCGAUCAAAGAAAUCAUUGGACAAAAUGUGGGAAAUGAUAAGGUUGAACAGUUGAUGAGAUAUCAGGUUAAAAGACCUGAUGGAAGAACGAAAGGGGAGCUGAAUCUGUCGUAUAAAUUUAGCGACAAAAUUACAGGAGAACAGGCUACAGAAAAAUCCUUGGACGAGCCUGUUACUGCUUAUCCAGCAAAACAUGCAGAAGCCGCGCCAAGUUCUGGAUACCAACCGCCACCAGCAUACGCCUAUCCAAGUGGCGGAUAUCCUCCACAAGGUGCUUAUCCUCCUGUAGGAUACCCGCAACAAGGUCCACCACCUGUAGCAGGGUAUGGAUAUCCACCACAACAACCCUAUGGUGGAUAUCCACCGCAACAACCUUAUGGCGGUUAUCCAUAUGGGCAUCCGCCGCCCCAACAAGGGUACGGGUACCCGCCUGUGCAGCAACCACCUAAGAAGAGUAAGUUUGGCGGCGGUUUGGGCAUGGGAUUGCUGGGAGGAGCAUUAGGAGGGAUGUUGAUAGGGGACAUGAUUUCGGAUGUUGGAGCUUAUGAUGCUGGUUAUGAGGCAGGAUUUGAUGAUGCUGGUGAUGAUCUUGAUUUUUAAAGAAUGAGUAUUCUUUUUAAUGUUGCGGUUUCUAUGGACUGAGAAUGUAAGAUACCUAUGCAAUUGUCCUGACAAGUCUUCUUAUGCUUCGGCUUAAAUUUGAUUUAUAAAUGAAUGAUACUUUUUUUUUUUUUUUUUUUUUAGCCAGAAUAAAUGAAUGAUACUAAGAAUGUAAGAUUCAUGGACAAUCCUCCAACCAGUCUUCUUAAUGUGCUUUGGCUUGAAUUUGAGUAAUGAAUGAAUGAUACUUCAGAGCAAUCUCUAUCAUCUUCGUAGCAUUUUCCACAUUAUAU